Molecule: messenger RNA, 1007 nt
Organism: Baudoinia panamericana UAMH 10762
Lineage: Eukaryota; Fungi; Ascomycota; Dothideomycetes; Mycosphaerellales; Teratosphaeriaceae
Exons: 2
Coding region: 1-747 (248 amino acids)
Source: RefSeq, a predicted model, not a curated record
AUGCUGUCCAAGAUCAUCCUUCUCUCUCUUGCGGCCUCGUCCGCCCUCAUCUCGGCUGCUCCUCUGCCUACGAAGCGCGAGGCAGAUAUAGCUCCAAAUCUUCUCAUCAAGGACGUUAUGGGUACUGCCGACUCAGACAGCGUACUGGUGGCCAAGAGCGAAGACGAUGUCCAGACUCGCUCUGAGGCUUCUCUGUGGGCUCGUGCCGACCAGCUUAAGGACUUCCCCGGCGGGCCUCCUUGGGCUCGCGAUGAGACCUCCUCUCUCGCUUGCCACACCACCGACUCACAUCCUCUUGUCAAGCGCAGCAAAGAGUCAUUGUGGGCCAGAGCCUUUGGUCUUCUCGACCGUCGCGAGGGCGAGGACGAUAUCGAGACGCGCUCAGAGGCGUCUCUGUGGGCUCGCGACGAGGCCUCUCUCCCCACUCAUCACACCACCGACCCCAAUCCUGCCGACAAGCGCACCGAAGAGUCAUUGUGGGCUCGCGGUUCGAAUGCCUAUGCUCGCUCUGAUGCAUCUCUGUGCGCUCGCGACGAAGGCUCGCUCUUCGCUCGUCGUACAAACGACUCGGUUUCUGCUGCCAAGAACAUCAAAGUGUCAUUGUGGGCUCGCACCUCUGACCUCCUCGCCCGCGACGAAGACACUGAUACCAAGGCUCGCUCCGAGGCGUCUCUGUGGGCUCGCGGUGUUGACAUCAAGCCUCUCGCCCACACGGGUGACAGCAUGUCUCUCGCUCACGCCGACUAGCAUAUUGUCCGCAACCAGCUGCUAGCCAAUAAGGCGGACGGCACCGACGGCCUAACAAAGAAGAAAACCGACUUUGGCUACCUUGUAUGCUGAGCCAUCCUACGACGCUCAUCUCAGCCCUCAGUUGGCACGAUCCUCCUGCAUGCAUCACGAAACGUUGUUCGUGGGUUAGCAUGGCGUUGCUACUUGGUUUACAUCCGUUCACUCAGCGACAACCGAAAGCGUGGGCAUGCAGUCUAUAGACAAAAAGUACUUACCAC